ACCAAGAUGUUAGCAUUUCAAUAUUUCAUAGUUUAAUUUGUGUGUGUCGUUCCCAAAGCUCCCUUUCUUUUCAUGGAGGUACUCAUUCGUCUUGUUGCUCAUCCAAAAUAUAUUUCUUCGAGACAGAAGUGGGCAGAGUCUGAGUGAGCUGGAACAGGGGUCUCUGUUUUUUUGCCUCUUGUCCCAUGCGAGUCAUUUUUUAAAAAGCUGUACUUUAGAUCCCGCCUCCCUAAUUAGUCCUUGCUUUUUCCCUUGUUCGGUAUGCUGUUUCACUGCCUCUUUGGUCCCUUUCUCAUGACCCACUGUUCCAUUAUAUGACCCCUUUCGAGUCUAAUGCGACAACACACAAAGAGUCAAGGCCCUUCACACACACUCUCCCAACCACCACACCCACCUUCCUUCCUUCAUAUCCUCUGCCUCUGCCAUGGAUCUCCCCAACCACAAAUACUUUCGACCUUCUCCUCUUCUGUCAUCUUCAAAUGGGGAAUUGGAGGGCAAGAUCGACUUGUUUGGGAGGAGCAAAGAAAACCCAUUUCCAGACCCACUUUGCAAGCUCAAUCUCAGAGAGACCUCUGAGUUUGUCAAGUCAUUUCCAAUGUCGAAUGGUGGAAGCACAGAGAGCAGGGGCUGUAUUCUUCAGGGUUCGACUCAGAGAGGGAGAGAAGAAGGCUCUAACUCGGUCACAAACAGGAGAUUGGAGACUCCUUCAACUCCUGGUAGACCUGUUUUCUGCUUUACGAGUGUUGGAAAUCUCUCGAGGAAGAACUUUCCUUCGAAAUGGGAUGAUGCAGAGAAAUGGCUCAUAAGUAGCUCUUGCCAUGACUCUCCUGCUCAUACUGUGAAGGUAUCAGAAAAUUCAAAGGUUAGCAGCCAAUGUGAUAACUUUAAGAAACAAAUGGAGGAUCUCUCGGAGAAAUCGAGGGUUACGGAGGAAAGGGCAUCGAACACUGUCCCAAGCUUUCAAGGGUCCGUGUCUUUGGACCACCAUAACUCAGACAUGGUUCUAAAAGACAAGUUCACAGACAAUCCAGACCCUAUUCUGCCUAAAUUCAGAUAUUCAGAACCAACCAAGACGUUUCUUUUCAGAAACCCUGGUGGUGAGGCAAUGAAAGAUGCUUGCACGGAAAUGGUUCAUGAGGUUCAACACAGAGAUGUUGGGACAGAGAUGACUCCUCUUGGAAGUUCAACCACUUCAAGGUGCCACACACCCUUCAAGAGCUCAUCCCCUGCUCGCCAUAAUACUCCAGCUAGCAGGUCAGGACCAUUGGUCCUAGCAAACCAAAACGACACUGGCUGUACUAUUGAUGUUAUUCAGCUCGAGGAGUGCCAUUUCGCUAAACUGCAAUUAGGAACACAGUAUGGUUCAGUCACAUCAAAUUGGAGCUCGAGGGAGGAGGAGGAGGAGGAGAUAUCAAAGAGCUUGAGACAUAGCACCAGCCAGAAAGCUGAUAUAGACUGCAGAGCUGCUACAUGGGAAGAAGAGGAAAAGACCAAGUGUUGCCUCAGGUAUCAGAGAGAAGAAGCAAAAAUCCAAGCUUGGGUUAAUCUCCAAAGUGCAAAAGCAGAAGCUCAAUCAAGAAAGCUUGAGGUGAAAAUACAGAAGAUGAAAUCAAACCUGGAAGAGAAAUUGAUGAAGAGGAUGGCAGCGGUUCACAGAAAAGCCGAGGAAUGGAGAGAAGCUGCGAAACAACAGCACCUGGAUCAGAUCCAGAAGGCGACGGAACAAGCUCACAAGAUGAUGAACCGCCAUAACCCUCAUUUCUCAAAUCACCGAUCCUGUGGUUGCUUCCCCUGCAAUAAUAACACCCAUUGCUAACACCAAAUCUCUAUAUUUUGAUUCUCUUCCUGAAAUUCCAGAUUAGCUUUUUGGUCGUCA
Messenger RNA from Prosopis cineraria, 1876 nucleotides. RefSeq lists its product as uncharacterized. The record is from RefSeq and is a predicted model, not a curated record. NCBI's taxonomy places the organism in Eukaryota, Viridiplantae, Streptophyta, Magnoliopsida, Fabales, Fabaceae.